Molecule: messenger RNA, 3318 nt
Organism: Branchiostoma floridae (Florida lancelet)
Lineage: Eukaryota; Metazoa; Chordata; Leptocardii; Amphioxiformes; Branchiostomatidae
Product: alanine--tRNA ligase, cytoplasmic-like
Exons: 23
Coding region: 198-3065 (955 amino acids)
Biological process (GO): tRNA modification; alanyl-tRNA aminoacylation
Cellular component (GO): mitochondrion; cytoplasm
Molecular function (GO): aminoacyl-tRNA deacylase activity; amino acid binding; alanine-tRNA ligase activity
Source: RefSeq, a predicted model, not a curated record
UUAUUGAGCGCCAGUGUACGCUGUGUUGCACGCCCCUUCCGUGUUGCAUGGCAAGUCAGCCAUCCAAGGCUCGCACAUUUCGUGAAGUUUCCCAACAUAUGUGACCACUUGGAGGCUUGUUUCAGGACAUCUACGGGAGAGUUGACAUCCACCAGACAAGCUGUUCUCCAUAUAAAGUCGUCUCCUCUCCAUCCAAGAUGACGGGCGAUCUGAUGCCGCAGCUGAACCUGACAGGUGAGCAGGUGCGGGACAUGUUUAUUAAGUACUUUGAGGAGAAGCAUGAUCACCUGGAGGUCCACUCCUCCUCCACCAUCCCGCUGGACGACCCCACCCUGCUGUUCGCUAACGCCGGGAUGAACCAGUUCAAGCCCAUAUUCCAGGGCACGGUGGACCCCAGCCACCCCAUGGCCAAGUACCGCAGGGUCGUGAACUCGCAGAAGUGCAUCCGCGCCGGCGGCAAGCACAACGACCUUGACGAUGUGGGCAAGGACGUCUACCACCACACGUUCUUCGAGAUGCUGGGAAACUGGUCCUUUGGGGACUACUUCAAGAAAGAGGCGUGUUCGUGGGCCUGGGACCUGUUGGUGAACGGGUACAAGCUGGAGGUGGAGCGCAUGUACGUGACGUACUUCGGCGGGAACGAGGCGCAGGGUCUCCAGCCCGACCUCGAGUGCCGCCAGAUCUGGCUGGACCUGGGGGUUGCUGAAGACAGGAUUCUCCCCGGCAGUAUGAAGGAUAACUUCUGGGAGAUGGGCGAGGUCGGGCCGUGCGGACCGUGCUCCGAGAUCCACUACGACCGCGUGGGCGGGCGCAACGCCUCGCACCUGGUCAACAUGGACGUGCCCGAGGUGCUGGAGAUCUGGAACCUCGUCUUCAUGCAGAAUAACAGAGAGCCUGACGGAAGCAUCACCAACUUGCCCAAGAAGAACAUCGACUGUGGGAUGGGCCUGGAGCGGAUCCUGUCCGUGGUGCAGGGUGUGCUGUCCAACUACGACACCGACCUCUUCACACCCUUCUUCGACGCAAUACAGAAGGCCACGGGAGUCCGGCCGUACACUGGGAAGGUUGGGGCAGAUGACGCUGACGGCAUCGACAUGGCGUACCGAGUUCUCGCCGACCACGCCCGCACACUCACCAUCUCCAUGUCUGAUGGAGGGAAGCCUGACAACGUGGGCAGGGGUUACGUGCUGAGGCGUAUCCUGCGGCGAGGCGUGCGCUACGCGACAGAGAAGCUGAAUGCUCCGCGGGGGUUCUUCGCUUCCCUGGUGGACGUGGCUGUGCAAACACUGGGCAGUGCCUUCCCAGAAAUCACCAAGGACCCUCAGAUGGUCAAGGACAUCAUCAACGAGGAGGAGGAGCAGUUCCUUAAGACGCUGUCGCGAGGACGGAGAGUUCUGGAGAAGAGAAUAACCCAGCUGGGAGAUUCCAAAGUCGUGCCAGGAGAGACUGCCUGGCUGUUAUACGACACCUACGGUUUCCCGGUGGAGAAAGACUGGAAACAGGCUCAGAUCCGUUCCCAGGGGAAAGGCGCGGGCGUUGACGACAGCGUUAACCUGGACGUGCACGCCAUUAACGAACUGCAGGAGAAAGGGUCACCACCCACCGACGACUCACCAAAGUACCAGUACAGCCAUGACGAUAACGGGAACUAUGUGUUCCAGCCCUGCACUGCGACCGUCGUCUCACUACGGAGAGACAAGCAGUUCGUACAGGAGGUCACCCAAGGUCAGGAGUGCGGCGUUCUGCUGGACCGUACCAACUUCUACGCAGAGCAGGGGGGACAGAUUUACGACGAGGGUUACCUGGUGAAGGAGGAGGAUGAGGAAACAGAGUUUACAGUGAAGAACUGCCAGGUGCGGGGGGGCUACGUCAUGCACAUCGGCACGCUGGUCGGAACUCUCAAGGUCGGGGACAAGGUCAAACUCUUUGUUGACGAGGCCAGGAGAAGGCCCAUCAUGAGUAACCACACCUCCACCCAUGUGCUGAACUUCGCACUGAGACAAGUCCUCGGAGAGGCUGACCAGCGCGGCUCACUGGUGGCGCCUGACAGACUCAGGUUCGACUUCUCAGCUAAGGGUGCCAUGACGACCGCCCAGAUUAAGGAAGCGGAGAAAAUCUGUAACGAGAUCAUCAAGAAGAACGAGCAGGUUUACGCUAAGGAGGCGGCGCUGGCCCAGGCCAAGGCUAUCCAGGGGCUCAGGGCUGUGUUUGAUGAGACCUACCCUGACCCAGUGCGAGUGUUGUCCAUUGGCAUCUCCGUGGAGGACAUGCUGUCAGACCCUACCAGCCCUGCUGGCACUGUCACGUCUGUGGAGUUCUGUGGUGGAACCCAUUUGCAGCGUGUGGGUCAUGCAUGUGACCUUGUGAUUGUGACAGAGGAGGCAAUCGCCAAGGGCAUCCGGCGUAUCGUGGCUCUGACCGGACAUCCGGCCCAGCAGGCCCUGAGGAAGGCCCGGCAGCUGCAGGCAGAGCUGGAGGAUAUCAGGCGGAGGACGGAGGACAACGUGGCCAUGAACAACGUUUCCGUCAGGCAGGAGAUCACCAAGCUCAUCGUGGAGCUGCUCGAGCGUAUCGCGGCAGCAGUCGUCCCCCAGUGGCAGAAGGACGAGAUGCGGGAGGGGCUGAACGCCCUGAAGAAGAAAAUCAUCGACCUUGAGAAGGCUGCCAAGGCCGACAUUGUCAAGACAGUUGUCGAGGCGACCAGACAGGAAGUAGAGGCCGCGCCCAACCAGCCGCUGGUGAUCAAGCGACUCGAGGCCGGAGCCGACCUGAAGGCGCUGAACGAAGCCGUGAAGAUCUACAAGUCCAAAUCUCCGCAGACGGCGGCCAUGUUGUUCUCUGCUGACAGCGAGGCUGGCAAGGUCGUGUUGCAGUGUUGGGUGCCCAAGGAGGUGGUUACGAAGGGCCUGAAGGCGGGUGAUUGGGUGAACCAUGUGAAAGACGUCCUCGCUGCCCGUGGUGGCGGGAAGGACAACACCGCCCAGGCUUCCGGAACUAAUGUCGACGCUCUUACACAAGCCGUUACCAUGGCUACGGACUUUGCCAACCUCAAACUCAGCAACUAAGCACCCCAAGGAAAGAGUAUGCUGGCUACUAUUGGAAUAUACCACCAGCGAAAGGGGUCGGAGUUGAAAAAUUGUCUGCACAAAUUUUCAGCCAUGCAAUCUAUGCCUAAUAUUUUAAGUCCAAAAGGAAGAAAGGAUAGUGUCGAUGUAAGAAUGAUUUGAACCACUUGGGCUGAGCUAUGCUAUAUCUUUAGCUAUUAAGAUGAUAUUUGAAGAACGGCAAUGAAGGUUGGAUAUCUAGGUAAUAAGAUAC